Molecule: messenger RNA, 5328 nt
Organism: Toxorhynchites rutilus septentrionalis
Lineage: Eukaryota; Metazoa; Arthropoda; Insecta; Diptera; Culicidae
Exons: 1
Coding region: 1-5328 (1775 amino acids)
Biological process (GO): DNA integration
Molecular function (GO): zinc ion binding; nucleic acid binding
Source: RefSeq, a predicted model, not a curated record
AUGCCGAUGAGUCGUACACCCACAAAAGGUGGUCAACAAAUGGACAAAAGUAGUGAAGAAUCGAAAGGAUUUAAAGGGUUUGAAGACGAUUCAACAGUGAGUGAUAGCAAAGCCAUGGAAAAAUUGGUUCCUCUAUUCCGGCAGCGGAAUCAAGUAAUGCAGAAGGUGUCCCGUAUGCACGAUGCCGUUGAAAAUGAAGAGGCACCUGUGACGCUGGCGCAGUUAAAAGUGUUUUCAAAGAAACUGCAGUCUGCAUACGAUGAAUUUUCGGGGUUUCACAGUCAGAUUAUUGCAGCCGUUCCAGAAAACGAAAUGAAUGGGCAGGAAGAGGAGUAUAUUUUAUUCGAGGAACUGUUCGAUGAGACGUCUGCCAUAGUCGAGUCACUCCUCAUACGAAUGGAGAAGCCACAAGUUCCAUUGUCAUCAAGCCCGCAAGUGAUUGUCCAUCAACAGCCAUUGAAAGCACCUAUCCCGACUUUCGAUGGUGAUUACGCGAAGUGGCCAAAGUUCAAGGCCAUGUUCCAGGACGUCAUGGCUCAAUCGCGAGAUUCGGACGCGAUCAAGCUAUACCAUCUGGAUAAGGCCCUCAUCGAUAAAGCUGCAGGGGUGUUGGACGCAAAAACCAUUAACGAGGCCAAUUACGAGCACGCUUGGAGAAUAUUGACCGAGCGUUAUGAAAACAAACGUAUUAUAGUGGAGACGCACAUUCGCGGUCUUUUAACACUGCCGAAAAUGGAAACCGAAUCCCAUACAGAACUUCGACACCUACUAGACAAAUGCAAUAAUCAUGUCGAGAGUCUCGAAUAUUUGAAGCAAGAAUUGAUUGGUGUAUCGGAACUAAUGGUUAUUUAUCUCCUGACGUCAGCAUUGGACAAAGCCACCCGCAAGCAUUGGGAACAGACGAUGAAGCCGGGGGAAUUGCCGAACUACAACUUAACAAUUAGUUUCCUGAAAUCCCAGUGCCAAGUUUUAGAAAGGUGCGAAAAUGCUCAUUAUCCUUCGUAUCCGAAGAAGACAAUAACUACCACUAAAGGAGUGAGUCAUCGAUCCUAUGCAGCUACGUCAAUUCAGGAGCCACCUACCGACAAGUGCGAUUUUUGUAGUGAACAGCAUCGUAACUUCCAGUGCAACAAACUUAACGCCAUGUCCGCAUCGGAGAAGAUCGAAAAGGUUCGUUCUGCGGGCGUGUGUUUCAACUGCCUGCGGAAAGGUCACAGAUCCAAGGAGUGUCCAUCACCAAGGAGCUGUCGCAAAUGCCAGAGACGUCAUCAUACACAGCUGCACGAAGACGAAGUAACGUCGAACGUGAAUUACAACUCUAAAAGUGAAACUUGCACAUCGAAGAUAACUCUUGUCGACGAAGAUUUAACAACGAAGCAGUCAAAUGAAACAAACGUGCUCAGCACUUGUUCCUGCAACCACGCCAGAACAACGAAAACAGUAUUGCUUCUCACCGCUGUCGUUCUGGUUAUGGACAAAGAUAAACAACCACAUCAAUGCCGCGUCUUGCUUGAUAGUGGGUCUCAGGUCAAUUUCCUGACCGAACGGAUGGCCAACAUACUUGGCAUUCCGAAACAACGAGCCAGUGUACAGAUCGCUGGAAUUAAUAACCUCAGAACCAUCGCACGAGAUAAAGUGGAAGUAGAUUUCCAAUCGAGAUGCAGCGAAUACCGCGCCAGACUGGAAUGCUUAGUGACGCCGGAAAUAACCGGAAAGAUCCCAUCUGUAUUGAUAAACGUCGAAGAAUGGAACAUUCCGACUAACAUCAUGCUUGCAGAUCCGAACUUCUUCAAACCUGAACAAAUCGACAUGCUUAUAGGAAUGGAGCUUUUUUUCAAUCUGUUGAAGCCUGAUCACAUCACUAAUGACGAAAACAUCCCCGAUUUACGAGACUCGCAUCUGGGAUGGCUGGUCACAGGAACUGUGAGCAGCAACGUAAAUACCCUAUAUUCGCAAGUGGCAUCAGUCGAAUCGAUUGAGGAAUCGAUGCAGAAAUUUUGGCAGGUCGAAGAAUUAGCAGAUACUACUACAUUUUCAUCCGAAGAACAACGCUGCGAAGAACAUUUCGUAUCCACACAUUCCCGUGACGUUAGCGGAAGGUUUGUAGUGAGACUUCCGCUCAAAGAAAAUGCAGCCGAACUGGAAAGUUGCCGAGCUUUGGCAUUAAAGCGAUUUUUCAUGCUAGAGAGCCGAUUUCUUCGAAACCCAGAACUGAAGAUGCAGUAUGUGGAUUUUAUUCGCGAAUAUCGACUACUCAAUCAUUGUCGACAAGUGGACGAAUCGAAGGACAACCCGUUGCUGAAGUCAUACUAUAUGCCUCAUCAUGCAGUACUCCGACCCGAUAGCUCUAGUACCAAAUGUAGAGUUGUUUUUGAUGCCAGUGCCAAACCAUCACCAACAAGCGUGUCUCUCAACGAUGCACUCCUAGUCGGACCGGUCGUCCAGAACGAGUUGUUCGCAAUAAUGUUGCGGUUCCGGAAACAUCGGUACGUAUUCACCGCAGAUAUAUCAAAAAUGUAUCGACAGAUUCAAGUGCAUCCCGAUGAUGCCCGCUACCAACGGAUAUUUUGGCGCGAGAACUCAACUGACUGCCUUCAAGUUCUGGAAUUAACAACCAUAACCUAUGGCACCGCAUCCGCGCCAUUCCAAGCAACUAGGAGUUUGGUCCAGCUGGCGCGAGACGAACGCGAGAAAUUUCCUGUCGCUGCUGAUAUCAUACUAAAGGACACAUACGUAGAUGAUCUGCUUUCCGGAUCCGAAACAAUUGAAGGAGCCAUCGAUGCAUUUCACCAGUUGAAGGCGAUGCUGGAAACUGCUGGAUUUCCGAUUCACAAAUGGUGCUCAAACUCGUCAAUAAUGUUGGGACAAAUACCGUUGGGAGAGCAAGAAACACCGAAGCCCAUCGAAGAACGAAAGGUAAACAAUGCAGUCAAAAUUCUCGGCCUACUAUGGGAGCCAACUUCUGACGAGUUUCUCCUUGCUGGUAAAAUUACAUCCGAUUUCCGUCCACCUGCUACAAAACGAAAAAUAUAUUCUGAGGUGGCCAAGCUGUUCGAUCCUUUAGGCUUGUUUUCACCGACGAUAGUUCAAGCCAAACUACUAGUCCAGCAACUUUGGCGGCACAAUUUGGACUGGGACGAACCGAUCAAUGAUGAAAUGAGUGAAAAAUGGAACGAGCUAAGACAAGCAUUACCUCAACUGAUGGAGAUAAAAAUUCCUCGCCAAGUGACCUUCUCCGAAGCAGCCUGUUACGAAAUUCACGGAUUUGCCGAUGCUUCCAACGCUGCAUAUGGAGCUUGCCUAUACAUCCGAAGUUUGUAUCCUGGGGGUUUAGCUAAAUCGCGAUUAUUAUGCAGUAAAUCGAAAGUUGCACCGCUCCACGCUCUGACAAUUCCACGCAAGGAAUUAUGCGCCGCUCUGUUGCUAAGUCGCCUCGUUAAAAAGGUAAUUGCCGUACUAGACAUUGACAUUAAGCGCGUUAUCCUAUGGUCCGACAGCCAAAUUGUCCUGGCUUGGUUGAGAAAACAUCCCGAUCGUCUAGAGAUUUUCGUACGGAAUCGAGUUGCUGAAAUCCUCAAUAACACGGAUGAAUUUAAGUGGAGUUACGUUCGUUCAGAAGAAAACCCUGCUGAUGUUGUUUCGCGAGGCCAGGCACCAAUUAUGCUAAUGAAGAACGAGUUAUGGUGGAACGGUCCCCAAUUUCUAGCCCAACCUAUCAUCGAAGCUGAGCCCACAUUGGAGAUUCCUGACGACGACUUACCAGAGUUAAAAUCCAUCUGCCCUAUAAUAUCUGCCGCAAUAAUCGAACAGCAGCUGCCGGUUUUCAGAAAAUACAGCUGUUUUAGGAAACUUCAACGAGUUAUUGCUUGGAUGUUACGGUUCAAGAAUAACGCACGCAGAAACGGCGAACGGAUUCUAUCUACACAUUUAACCGUCAAAGAACUUCGACAGUCUAUGCUGGUGAUAGUACGUGUGAUCCAGCAAGUGGAACUAGCCGACGAAAUUAAUCGUUUGGAGUCGCAGCAACAAUGCAAACGCUUAAGUUCUCUCAACCCUUUUUACAUCGAAGGAGUGCUACGAGUCGGUGGAAGACUAAAGCAUUCCAAGCUUCCUGAAAUAUCAAAGCAUCAGAUUAUCUUACCCAACACAGGUUCGGUUACGAAACUGCUUAUAUGGACUAUGCAUCAGGAGUUACUCCAUAUAGGUAUAGCUGGAUUGAUAUCAGCAAUCAGACAACGCUUUUGGUUAUUGAAUGCCCGAUCAACUGUGCGACACGUCAUCCGGUCCUGCAUAAAGUGCUUCCGAACAAGGCCAAUUGGAUUCUCUCAGCUAAUGGGUGAGUUACCUAGACAACGAGUCACACCGUCUCCUCCAUUUUCCAUUACGGGUGUGGAUUACGCCGGGCCCAUCAAUGUCAAGCAAGGCUCACAUCGACCAAAGAUAAUAAAAGCAUAUAUCGCUGUUUUUGUUUGCAUGGCAACAAAAGCUGUGCACAUAGAAUUGGUUUCAAACAUGACGACGGAAGCUUUCAUCGCAGCACUACAACGUUUUAUCAGUCGGAGAGGGAUGGUUGCUGAAAUACACUCCGACAACGGAACUAAUUUUAUUGGUGCAAACCGCGAGCUUCAACAAUUAUACAAAGUUUUCCAAAAUCAACAAGGAAUCGAUCGUCUGAAAGAGUUUUGUCACUCAAAGGAAAUGGAAUGGCAUUUUAUUCCUCCGGAUGCACCCGAAUUUGGUGGCUUGUGGGAAGCGGCCGUAAAGAGCACCAAAACCCAUUUAAAACGAGUUAUUGGCAAUAUGACUUUGACUUUCGAAGAGAUGUCUACAAUCCUGUGUGAGAUCGAAGCUAUACUUAAUUCUCGCCCGCUAUUUGCUAUAUCGAACGAUCCGACCGACCCAGAAGUGAUUACUCCAGGUCAUUUUCUCAUUGGUCGUCCUCUCAUCGCUGUGCCCGAACCAACAUUUAGUGAGAAUGUGAAAAUCAAUCGUCUACGCCGUUGGCAACACAUCCAACUGAUGCGUCAUCAUUUUUGGACAGCGUGGUCCAGAGAUUAUUUAGCCACUCUUCAGCCCCGCAAAAAAAAUUGGAACACCAUCGACAACGUGAAACCUGGUAUGAUUGUUCUAUUACACGAAAGAAACAGUCCAGCGCUGCAAUGGAAACUUGCUCGUGUGACAAAGGUAUUUGCAGGCGCGGACAACCUGGUUCGUGUCGUAGAUAUUCUUUGUGACGGAAAAACUUAUCGACGUUCAGUAUCAAAAUUAUCCGUGCUACCAAUCGAAGAGAACCAACACCUACUCGAGCUGGAGAAACGCGGAAUCUGA